GGUCAGCGAAAGCGCCCUGGAGAGGCGCUGGAUUCUACCCCAGCUCAGAAACGGAGCAGGCUGCUGCCCUCCAGAGCUGGUGGAACCUUGGAGACAGAGCCAAGAGAGGCUGAAGUCAUAGAUCUCACAGGAGAUUCUCCAGAGCCUGAAGUCAUCACCAUCAGCGAUGAUGAAUCUCCUGUGCAGAGCCCGCAGCAGCCACAUCUUUCCAGGGCCUCGGACAAUUCACCUGAGCCACUGGAAAGGAACGAUGGAGAAGAACCAGGAGAAGAUGAUGGUGAUUGGCUGCUGUUUGAAUUUGAUCCUCCCUAUUGGUCGGAUGAGGACUCCCAGUACAGAGAGCAGAACCAGCAGCACUCUCAGCUUUCCAGAUUAGCUGAGAAUUCAGCUGGGCCCCUGACAACUCCUGAUGAAGAGGAACCAAGAGUUAAUGAUGGGGCACAGCCAGCAGAUCCUGCUAGUCCUCUGACUACGGAGGAUGACAACUCAGAGGAGCAGGACAGGGAGCUGAGUCAGCUGCACUCACAGGAUUCCAGGGAGGCAGAGAAUUCAGCUGAGCUCUGGCCAAGAGAUGAUGAGGAGGAAUCACGAGACAACGAUGAUGCAUGGACAGCAAGUCUCAUCAGUCCUCCAAGUCCUGAGGAUGACAACGCAGAGGACUGGGAGGAGAGCCAGCAGUAUCCAUCUGAUUCCAGAUCAGAUGAGAAUUCAAACCAAGUGCUGGCAGGCAGACUUCAACAGGAGCCAAGAGAUCUAGAAUUUGCACCGCCAGGAGGUCCCAUUAGUCCCCCAAAUUGGGAGGAUGACAACGCAGAGUUUCCUGAAGUGCAUGGAGAAGAAAGGAGAACUGCUGCACUGAACAGCCAGGAACAGGUGGAUGGCUCUGCUGAUGGCACAGGAGCUAAUGACUCACCUGUGGCUGAUGCAGCCCCUGCAGAACACGGAGCAGAGGAGCAUGCUGGAAGUUCAGCUGCAGAGCCAGGAGUUGUCAUUAGCUGUCCAAUUUGCAUGGACUAUUACUCAGAGAUCAUGCAAAAUGGACGACAGCUUGUGACAACUGUGUGUGGCCACGUGUUCUGCAGUGGGUGCCUCCCUGCUGCCCUGGAGAACACCGGCAUGUGCCCAAUGUGCGGCGUGCAACUCGAUCCAGGGUUGUACUUUCCUAUUUAUUUAUGAGUGCUUCUGCUGCUCAGGACAGUCUCAGGUGGACCUUGAAGAACAGGCGGUGCAGAGGCUUGCUUCUUUCUGUAUAUAGUUUUUUUCUGUACAUAGUUUCAUGUUUUCUGCGUUCAGUUAUACAUAAAGUUUUGAUUGAUUUAAAUCUA
Messenger RNA from Cyanistes caeruleus (blue tit), 1325 nucleotides. Lineage: Eukaryota; Metazoa; Chordata; Aves; Passeriformes; Paridae. The record is from RefSeq and is a predicted model, not a curated record.